AUGGCUUCGCUGCCACCAGUCGACCUGUCCCAUUCCCAUCGGAAGCGCAAGAGGAGGCGGAGGCACGACAAACCAGCCAUUGCCGCACGCCUCGUUCUCGACGACCAUGUCAAGGGCGACGUUGGGAUAUUGUCCGAAGACCUGUUUGCCGACCUCUUCCCCCACUUGAACUACGAACCCCGACAUGACGAAGAUGGCCCCCUUGUCCCCGACGUGCUCCACGUUGCUCUGGCCCCAUGGGCACCCAAUGCCUCUGCUGAGACCACGAACUGGACCAUAGUUCCUGUGACCCAGUCUUCCGCCCUUGCACAUUCGACCCUCCAGUUCUCUCCCUCCUCCCUGGCCCUCCAGAGCUUUGCGACCACCCUCCAACAAGUUGCACCAUCCAAGCUGUCCAGCCACAGCCGAAGCGGAAUUGAGAUAUUGGUUCUGGAUGUGGUGGCCCUGUCACUGGAUACUGUCUUCGUGAGCCUCGAGGGUGAGCUUGCUAAGAGGUUGGAAGACGGAGAGGGAACUUUCUUCCGAGACCAUCCUGAUGCUACCUCUGCCCAUUUCAAAGGCAAGGGUACUGCAGCAGAAUCGUCUCCGGAUGGUCGCCUGAAGGCUGCUAUACGCAUUGCCCUGGGCACGUUGAAAGUUGUCCAUGCUGGAGACCUGUUCCCACUGCCUCUGCCACCCCACGCCAUCACCCAUGUGCCCCCGAACCCGGGCAAGGUUACGCUUUGCGAGCCCGUCGCUCAAGGAAUACUUUCCCCUUCGACCAAGAUCGUCGUGUCCAGGGGCCGUACUCACUCCAAGGAUAGCCGUACUCCUUCCGCCAUGUCUUCCUCGCAGAAGCUCAAUGGCGUCGCCGAGGAUGACGACGACACUGCGAAUGACCAGUUCUACUCAGCUGCGGAGGAGCGUUACAGGACGGGGGCCGAAACUCAGACCGAAGAAUCUGAUGUUAUUACGGAGACUGAAGAGUCAGAGCUUUCUUUAGACGAGCACGAUGAUCUGUCAGACGAUUCGAUGGACGACUUAAUAUCCCUCCAGGCCCCGGCCUUGCCUGCAACGGCUGCCAGCGGUAUGUCGACAAUAGCUGCCGGCACGCCAAUGACGCUGGGACGUGGACGGAAGACAAAUGGUGUCAGCACGCCUGGCUCAGUCUUCUCGACCUUCACUGCCACUACUGCCAGACUCGAUCGACCUCGUGGGCGCCUUUUCAAAGCACAGGGUCUCAUGAAACCCAUUCCCCCGGAGCUUCUGCAUCCGAAAGUUGUCCCGGCGGACGAUGAGGAGGCACGUGUAUAUGUCGACAUCAGCAAUUUGACAAGAAUCGGCUGUUUCUCUGGCGACUGGGUGAGAUUGGAACCUGCCCAGGAGCCACCUGCGAAUGGCUUUGGUCAGUUUGGCCUCGGAAGCUUUGGUGAUCUAGGUCAGGAUGAGCCAGACUGGCGACCUGUCAGAGUUUUCGGACUGCCAGAAGGGUACUCGCAGCGACCUGUGACGAGAAUUGCACACUCCAAAAAUGAGGAAAGACGACCUUCCUUCUUUGAGUCGCAAUUGCAAAGACCGUCAAGUCCUGCGGUAUAUGUUUCACCAGUCUUGCUGGCGAAUCUUGACGCUCCACCCUAUCUGCGCAUAGCACCUUUGAAGAGGGGGUCACCAGUCUUAGCGAAAAACCCUUUGUCCAAGUUGACUGGCUCAUCCCAGCCACCAUACGCACGCGAGGUCACUUUGCGGCAUGUUCGAACCCCCAAGUCGGUGGAGAGAGAUGUGCAAGUAGCUGUCAUGGCUGGCGUCAAGUGCUAUUUCGAGAAGAAGACAAGGAUAGUCAAGAGUGGCGACUUGAUCGCAUUUCCUAUCGAUACGCAGCUCGGAAGGACACUCCAGGACUCCGGCACGGAUAAUAUCGCUGUUGAUGACAUCUUGUCUUUGGCGGCAUCAAAUUCAACAAAUCGAAGACAGAGUCUCAAAUUUGACGAGGUGGUCUGGUUCAAGGUCACCCAUAUCGUCUCUUCGAAACGGGAAGGCCACGAGGAAGAGCCUGAAGAGGAUACAUGGGGCUCCGUCGCAUGUAUUGAUGUAUCCAUGACACUUUUGCGGCAAACAGGUUCAGUGACCAGCCGCAUACCGGGUGUUAAGGACAGUACUUGGAGGUAUUACCUCGGCCUGAGAAAGCCGCCAGAUCGGGCUUUGCAGCAUAUGCCCCUGGCAAUUAUGGAACCAGAGCGCCCACAGGUCUCACCCAUACGAAAACGUUUGCGUGAACUUCUAUCCGCAGCGACUAGCCAGAGGGCGAUACAACUAAAGAUGCCACCAUUGGCGAUUUUGCUGGUCUCCACGCAGAGGAACAUUGGGAAGGCCAGUGUUGCAGGCGAUGCAUGUCUCGACAUUGGUCUUCACACUUUUGUGUUAGAUGCGUAUGAUAUCGUAAACGACGCAGGCUCAGGAGGCAGCGAUGUGAAAACUGAAGGCUUCUUGAAGAGCCGAGCCGAGCGGGCCAUGAGCUGCGGCCCUGAAUCUUGCUGUCUACUGAUCAGACACAUAGAGGCUCUUACCGCUGACAGGAUGGUGUCGUCAAUGAAAGAGAUCUUGGCCGAUGCCAGGGUAGUCAUCGCUACAACGACCGAAGUGGACAAGGUACCCGAUGGCGUCAGAGGACUGUUUACCCACGAGCUCGAAAUGAGAGCGCCAGACGAAGGCGAGCGAGAAGUAAUAUUGAGAAGCGUCAUAGAUGAUCGAGGCAUUUCUCUUGGCCCCGAUGUCGACUUGGGCAGCGUCGCACUCAAGACCGCUGCUUUAGUCGCGGGUGAUCUAGUCGAUGUUGUCGACCGAGCCUUGAUUGCCCAGAGGUCACGCCUCGAGAAGCUCACCUCCCAAGCGACGGAUACAAACACCAAGCUGACCGUCCGCGACAUACAAGUCGCCGGCGGCCCAUCCUCACGCGGUCUCACACCAGCUGAUUUCGACAUCGCCGUGGAGGCUGCGCGCAAGAAUUUUGCAGACGCCAUUGGAGCACCCAAGAUCCCGAACGUGACAUGGGAUGAUGUUGGCGGUCUAGAAAACGUCAAAGAUACCGUUUCGGAAACCAUUCAAUUGCCUCUCGAGAGGCCCGAGCUGUUCGCCAAAGGCAUGAAGAAGCGCAGUGGCAUCCUAUUCUACGGACCGCCAGGCACGGGCAAGACGUUGCUUGCCAAGGCUAUCGCAACUGAAUACAGCCUCAACUUCUUCAGUGUAAAGGGUCCCGAGCUGCUGAAUAUGUACAUCGGUGAGUCGGAAGCCAAUGUCCGACGGGUUUUCCAGAGGGCAAGGGAUGCCCGGCCGUGUGUAGUGUUCUUCGAUGAGCUGGACUCCGUGGCGCCGAAAAGAGGUAACCAAGGAGACAGUGGUGGUGUCAUGGACCGCAUUGUGAGCCAGCUCCUGGCUGAAUUGGAUGGAAUGUCGAGCGGCGAGGACAGUGCUGGAGGCGUGUUUGUCAUCGGUGCCACCAACCGGCCGGAUCUAUUGGACUCGGCACUGCUGAGACCUGGUCGAUUCGACAAGAUGCUGUACUUAGGGGUGUCGGACACCCACGACAAGCAGCUGAGGAUCUUGGAGGCACUGACGCGAAAAUUUACGCUCCAUCCAACAGUCACCCUGCGCGCUGUCGCCGAGAAGCUCCCGUUUACCUACACAGGCGCAGACUUCUACGCGCUAUGCAGCGACGCCAUGCUCAAGGCUGUGACGAGACAGGCCGGCAAGGUGGACGCCAAGAUCACAGCCCUCAACGCCGAGGCGGCGGCUGAGGGCAGGAAGCAAACCAUCUCGACGGCCAACUUCUUCGACCACCACGCCACGCCGCAGGAUGUCGCCGUGAUGGUGACCGAGGAGGACUUCAUGGACGCACACAGGGAGCUGAUCCCCAGCGUGAGCGCGGGCGAGCUGGCACACUACGAGCGGGUCAGAGCCACUUUCGAGGGCGGCCGGGAGUCCAAUGGUGGGGCGAACACGACUGCAGAAAAGCCAAAGCCUGCGCCGCUCGCCCUCGGGCAAAGGACGGUGUCGGCGUCCUCGCCGCGCAGUGCAAGAGGGAAGGCCAAGUCGAUGGCUACUGGAAAGGGGAAGGGUAAAGCCGUCGCCACAGGCAGUGACGGCGAAGAUGCCGAGUACGAGGAUGACUAUGGGGUCGAAGCCGAAGAGGAUGAAGGAGGCGGGGCGAAUGGCGUCAGCAAGAACAAGGGGAAGGGAAAGGCGGUUGCUGGGUUCCAAGACGGGACGGCCAGUGAUGACGAGGGAUUGUAUGACUGA
Messenger RNA from Diaporthe amygdali, 4272 nucleotides. RefSeq lists its product as uncharacterized. The transcript is spliced from 3 exons. The record is from RefSeq and is a predicted model, not a curated record. Bases 1 to 4272 code for a protein of 1423 amino acids. Gene Ontology annotation, molecular function: ATP binding; ATP hydrolysis activity. Gene Ontology annotation, biological process: protein import into peroxisome matrix. Gene Ontology annotation, cellular component: peroxisomal membrane; cytosol. Lineage: Eukaryota; Fungi; Ascomycota; Sordariomycetes; Diaporthales; Diaporthaceae.